ACACCUAUCUAUCCAAUACCUACCAAAACACAUAAUAUAAAGCCACAGGUCUCAUCAUUCUAUGUCUACCUAAAGCUCCUGCCGAGUAUACAUCUUAUCACGUCUGCUCACUUAUAAUACUUGUCUAGCAGUUGGAGUUUGCUGAAACUACGUUGGCCAUCGCCAAUACGUCAACUAGGCACUCAACACAACAACAUAGAUAUCAGCAUGAAUUCCUUUUUUACCACCCGUCGGGUGACUCCCUUUUCUUCCCCUUGGGGUGGGCUAGCAGUGUCAAGCUACUACGGGUUGUCUAAUACAGAUCCGACAUCGCCUCUACUGAAUCUCCCCGUGGAAUUGGUUACCCAGAUAGUCGGUUAUGUCCUUCUACCUGCCACUCCUCCUUAUCGUACUUUUCGUCAACACGACGAUGCACGAAGGGCAGUUUUAGAUCUGGAGCAUUUAUGUUUGACCUGUAGGAGUUUAAACAGGAUUAUACGUUCUUUGUUUCACAGGCAAAGGGGCCAGCACAGAUUCCAGAUGCAACUGAUACCAUAUGCCCGAACCAUAUUCGACAAUGCGGUGGAGGCCCAACGCGAGGUCACAUUCAGAAUCCUUCCUUCAACUUUGAACGGGUUAAUCGAAGAAAGAGAUUUGCAGAUGCUUGACGCCGCCGCUACAAGCGUCGGCUUCCUUUCACCACGCGACUAUCUCACUGGCCCCAUUGCCAAUAACCAUGCAAUCCCACAUGGUUAUGGCGUCGCGGACCACCCGCGAAGCAUCGAGAUUGCCUAUCUCGUGAUUUCCAGACUUCCAAACCUAAAGUCCAUUACUAUCUUUGCUAUUUUCCCAGCCAGAGCACCUGCGCUACGUCUCCCAUCCCUCGAAAAGAUUCGAAUAAUCGGGAUUCCCUAUCGAGACCUUAUUAGCUUCCAUGGCUACAUUACCUUAGCCACGGCGCCCAAGCUGGACACGAUCGAGGCUGUCAAUAUUUAUCGCUGCAACGCCGAACCCGCCUUAGAACAGGUACGCACCUUUAUACUCAACCAUUGCACCCUCUCGUCGCGGUCCAUGUACCGGCUCCUCGGGGGCUUUUCAGCACUCCUGAGAACUUUCGUCUACCGCUCGGCAAAGUACAAGAAGUAUCUACAGUUGGACAGUGAGCUGCCGCGUCGCUGCGAGUGCUCUCCAGGCGGCAUCGUAUUACGCCUGACAGAGUCUUCGCCAACCUGGUCCCUUCGUACUCUUGAGAUCGAGAUCCGAGACGUGGAACAGAUCCGAGACGUGGAACAGAUCCGAGACGUGGAACAGGUCCGUGAACACCUGUUAGAAUAUUACAGCCCAAAUCAGAGCUCUAAUUACUUCAUCAGGAGCCUGAAGGAACUGUGGGCCCUUCAAAACGUCUCCCUCACACAACAGACACUCUGGGGGGCUGGUUAUAAGUUCACGGAGGAGGAGGUGGCGGACUUUGACAGAAAGGGCGAAACCCGGCUCAUCAACCUGCUGCCGAUUGGCAUCGAGUCCUUCACGCUCAGCGACAUCACCACCGAGUUCCUCCCCUGCAUCAUCCGCCUCGUGGAGCACAUGAAGCGCGGCGAGAGGCACUCACGGAUGAAGCGGCUGACCCUGCACCCGAGCCCACAGCUCAUCCGGGAGUUCACGCACGCCCGCGCUCACCGCGACGACCCUGGGCUGGCAUAUAACACUAAGCGUACUUUGCCAUUCAAUCAUGGCCCGAUGUAUUGCAACGUGGAGAUGGAACUUCUGGAUAAGCGCGCGAAGAUACUGGGUAUUAAGGCACACGGCAUCAGGGUCCACUUUCCCCUGGAGUCGUUGCCGCUCUACACCCAGAAUAAGGAGUACAUACAGCGGCAAAAGGACCUCGAACAUUGGUGCCCCAAGUGCCACUUUCUAAAGGCUGGCUGUCCAAUAGUUGGGUCGUCGAGUCAAAUUUGACCGCGACUUUGGGGGAAGGGGAGUACUCUAUAUGGAUAAAUUGUAUGGUUAUUUGGAAGGUGGAGAGAUGAGAGUACUUAUUCGUAGCGAAUGCGGAAGUUUUGGUAAGAGUGUCACCCUCAACCCCUAUCUUUUUUUGCAAUUAUACUUGGUACCUACCGAUAUUUACGUCAAUACGAGCGAUAUACAGUUUCGGAAAGUUCACCCGUUUUAGUAUCGG
Hypoxylon fragiforme is the source of this 2155-nucleotide messenger RNA. RefSeq lists its product as uncharacterized. The transcript has a single exon. The coding region runs from base 208 to 1935 and encodes 575 amino acids. NCBI's taxonomy places the organism in Eukaryota, Fungi, Ascomycota, Sordariomycetes, Xylariales, Hypoxylaceae. The record is from RefSeq and is a predicted model, not a curated record.